CAAAAUCGCCUCACGCUUCCGUUUCGAAUCCUUCGUCGCCUCACGCUCACGCUCACGCUGCUUGCUCCUCCUCCCCCCCAUCCCUCCGCCCCUCCCAUGGCGUCCCUCUUCGGGGCUCGCCGCCGGCGAUCGCCGGAGUACGACGGCGAGGACGAUAGAUCCGGCGGAGGGAGGGCCAAGCGCCGGCGCCUGUCGCCGGAGGAGGCGGCGGCGUCGCCGGCGGAGCCGGGCGCGGCGACGGGGACUAGCCACGGCUGGCUCUCCGGCUUCGUCUCCGGAGCGAAGAGGGCCAUUUCUUCCGUUUUGCUGUCCUCUUCGCCCGAGGAGACCGGCUCGGGGGAGGACGGGGAGGUGGAGGAGGAGGACGACGACGUAUACGAAGAGGGCAUCGACUUGAAUGAAAAUGAAGAUAUUCAUGAUAUUCACGGGGAAAUAGUUCCUUAUAGCGAGUCAAAACUUGCUAUUGAGCAAAUGGUUAUGAAGGAAACAUUCUCAAGGGAUGAAUGUGAUAGGAUGGUAGAGCUAAUAAAAUCAAGAGUUAGAGAUUCUACUCCUGAAACCCAUGAGUAUGGAAAGCAAGAAGAAAUCCCAAGUAGGAAUGCAGGCAUUGCACAUGACUUCACAGGAACAUGCCGCUCCUUGAGCCGUGAUAGGAAUUUCACUGAAUCGGUCCCAUUCUCUAGUAUGAGAAUGAGACCUGGUCAUUCUUCUCCAGGCUUUCCACUCCAAGCAUCACCUCAGCUAUGCACUGCAGCAGUUAGGGAAGCAAAAAAAUGGUUGGAAGAGAAAAGGCAGGGACUGGGCGUAAAACCUGAAGACAAUGGAUCAUGCACAUUAAAUACAGAUAUAUUUAGUUCUCGUGAUGACUCUGACAAGGGUUCUCCAGUUGAUUUGGCGAAAUCAUACAUGCGGUCAUUACCUCCUUGGCAAUCCCCAUUCUUAGGCCAUCAAAAGUUUGACACAUCACCCUCCAAAUACUCUAUCUCGUCAACAAAGGUAACUACAAAGGAGGACUACCUUUCCAGCUUUUGGACAAAAUUGGAGGAAUCACGAAUAGCUCGCAUUGGAUCAUCUGGAGAUUCUGCUGUUGCUUCUAAAUUAUGGAAUUAUGGUUCCAAUUCCAGAUUAUUUGAGAAUGACACUUCCAUAUUCUCAUUGGGCACCGAUGAGAAAGUUGGAGAUCCUACCAAAACUCAUAAUGGCUCUGAGAAAGUUGCAGCAACAGAACCACUCGGUAGAUGCUCCUUACUUAUUACACCAACUGAAGAUAGAACUGAUGGUAUUACUGAGCCUGUGGACCUUGCAAAGAAUAAUGAGAAUGCACCCCAAGAAUACCAAGCUGCAUCUGAAAUUAUCCCUGAUAAAGUUGCAGAGGGUAAUGAUGUGUCUUCCACAGGAAUUACUAAGGAUACUACUGGCCAUAGUGCAGAUGGUAAAGCUCUCACUUCAGAACCGCAUAUAGGGGAAACACAUGUCAACUCAGCUUCAGAAUCCAUACCAAAUGACGCAGCUCCCCCAACCCAGAGCAAAAUGAAUGGGUCGACCAAGAAAUCAUUAGUCAACGGUGUUUUGGAUCAACCAAAUGCCAACUCAGGGCUAGAAUCUUCGGGAAAUGAUUAUCCUAGCUACACUAACUCGAGCAGUGCUAUGCCACCCGCGAGUACCGAGUUAAUUGGGUCUGCAGCUGCUGUUAUAGAUGUUGAUUCUGCUGAGAAUGGCCCAGGUACGAAACCAGAACAACCGGCUAAGGGAGCCUCGAGAGCAUCGAAAUCCAAGGUUGUUCCACGAGGACAGAAGAGGGUGUUGCGAAGCGCAACAAGAGGAAGAGCGACGUAGGGGCAUUGCUGCGCUACAUUGUUGUGUACUAAUAUAUGUUGACGGCCCAGAAGGGCAACAUGAUCCCUAGGUUAACUAGAGCUAGCGCCGACUGGUCGUUUCCACGUACGAUGCACUGCGCAUCAGCCUGUAUCCAUGUUGUAUUAUCGUAGGGCUUGUAAUGACCACAUGCCCUGGUUAGAGUUGAUCAUUAGGACCAGUAGCUGCUUGAUUUGUGUCUCGGUGAUCUAGCUUUGGGUAGUUUGUGCAGUUGGAAGGAGACAGUUUGUUGGUUGUAUUGUAUUGCAGCGCACAGCUAGCAAGUGUUGUUGU
This is a messenger RNA of Zea mays, 2148 nucleotides long. RefSeq lists its product as uncharacterized. The transcript is spliced from 11 exons. Bases 97 to 1836 code for a protein of 579 amino acids. Gene Ontology annotation, cellular component: nuclear envelope. The record is from RefSeq and is marked validated. Lineage: Eukaryota; Viridiplantae; Streptophyta; Magnoliopsida; Poales; Poaceae. Gene Ontology annotation, biological process: nuclear membrane organization.